Chaetomium fimeti is the source of this 1251-nucleotide messenger RNA. RefSeq names its product rab-GTPase-TBC domain-containing protein. The record is from RefSeq and is a predicted model, not a curated record. Gene Ontology annotation, molecular function: GTPase activator activity. Gene Ontology annotation, biological process: positive regulation of GTPase activity; endoplasmic reticulum to Golgi vesicle-mediated transport. Gene Ontology annotation, cellular component: endoplasmic reticulum membrane. The transcript is spliced from 3 exons. NCBI's taxonomy places the organism in Eukaryota, Fungi, Ascomycota, Sordariomycetes, Sordariales, Chaetomiaceae. Bases 1 to 1251 code for a protein of 416 amino acids.
AUGGAGGAAUCCACCAAGUCGCCGAGUCUCGACGAGAAGGCCGCCAAACACAAGUAUGCAACUCACGCCAUCGAUGAAAAGAAAAAAGCCAUCCUCGAAGCAUGCAGUCAAAGGGACCUAGACGCUCUGAGAGCGCUUGCGCUGUCACCUGGGGGCUUCUUGGCCGAUAGCAUCCGCCAGCAGGCAUGGCCGAUACUCCUCGGACUCCCCUCCGAACACGCCAAAACAGAAUCCGGUGCCAAUGGGACAGCUUCGACCUCCACAUGGGAAUCCCUCCCGCGCCAUCGAGACGAGGACCAAGUCCAACUGGAUGUCAACCGCGCCUUCAUCUACUACCCAGAGCACCAAACCGACGCCCAACUCGCCCACGCCAAAACCCUUCUCUCCUCCCUCAUCGUCUCCGUCCUCCGCACCCACCCCUACCUCUGCUACUUCCAAGGCUACCACGACAUCGCCCAAGUCCUCCUCCUCACCCUCCCCCCCAAACUCCACCAACCCAGCCUAACCCACCUCUCGCUCUUCCACAUCCGCGAUUUCAUGCUGCCCUCCCUCGGCCCGGCCAUCGCCCAGCUCCGGCUCAUCCCCGACAUCCUGCGGCUCGCCGACCCCCCGCUCUGGCGCCACCUCUCGGGGACGGAGCCCUUCUUCGCCCUGUCCGGCACGCUGACCAUGUACGCGCACGACGUGACGACGCAGGGCGAGAUCGCGCGCCUGUUCGACGCGCUGCUGGCCGCCGCCGCCACGCCGGGCCCGGUCUUUUCGGUAUACCUGUUCGCCGCCAUCGUGCGCGCCCGCCGCGCCGAGCUCUUCGACACGCCCCCCGACGAGCCCGAGAUGCUGCACAGCAUCCUCUCGAAGCUGCCCGUGCCGCUCGACUUGGAGGGCUUGAUUGCCCAGGCGGUGAGACUGCAGGCCGAGUUUCCGCCCGAGCGGUUGCCGGCGUGGAGGAAGGGGGUGUCGAGGUGGAGUGUGCUCAAGACGGGGCGGCCCCGGGGUGGAGGGGGUGGGGAGGGUUUGGUGGCAGAGCAGGGACGGGUGUGGUUUGAGAGGCAGGUGAGGGAGUUGAGGUGGCAGGAGGCGAAGGGCCGGGCGGGGAAGUGGGUGUGGAGGCAUCGCCGGCCGGCGGGGAUGGUCGGGGUCGCGGUGCUGGUGGGAGUGCUGGCGGUGCUGUUGCGGAGGGGGCCGUUGCCCGGUCCGGUGGUGUCCGGGCUGGGGUGGGUGUCGGGGUGGUUGGCGAGGUGGUGGCGGUAG